Pieris rapae (cabbage white) is the source of this 825-nucleotide messenger RNA. Its product is annotated as ommochrome-binding protein-like. The record is from RefSeq and is a predicted model, not a curated record. The coding region runs from base 1 to 825 and encodes 274 amino acids. Gene Ontology annotation, molecular function: protein binding. Lineage: Eukaryota; Metazoa; Arthropoda; Insecta; Lepidoptera; Pieridae. The transcript has a single exon.
AUGAUAGAACGAAAUCGAAUUUUUAAACCAAUAUUCAUCCUAUUUGCUUUGACGUUCGAAAGCGUUGCCAAAAUCUGUGAUUUCCCAUCUGAGGAGUCAAAUAAACAAUGUUUUGUGAAGCAGACGCUCGCUUCGCUAGCUCACAGCCCAAACCAAUUAGCCGUUGACAAACUAACUAACACAGUGUAUUUCAGCUUCGACGCCGGUCAGGGAGAAUAUCUACCCGGUGCACUCCAAAUUGACACUAAGAGGCUCACGGUAUUGAAGGGAGUUAAAGACGCGUUCGCUAUAGCAAGUGAUGAAGUGGCCAAUGAGAUAUAUUUUGGAGGCAGCCACGGGGUUUAUAAAUACAAUCCGACGUUCAAGACUCUUAAACGAUUAGAUGUGAGUAAUCUAGAUAUUUGGUGGCUGGUGGUGAAGGAAAGGCUGUACUUCGUGAGGUUUCCAAGCCUGAAAGCCUACUCCUACUCCAACAGGACCGUAAGAGCGAUGCAGGAAAUAAAGCAUACUGUGAACCAAUUUGUUUUUGAUGCUGAAAAUAAUAUAUAUUUUAUUAAUAGCUCUGGUCUAUUUUCUGUCAAACAUAAUGAGAGCGAUGCUUUUCUUGUAAAAAAAUAUCCAAGAUUUUUAGGUAUAGCAACAGAUAACACCAGACAGAUUUAUCUGUCAAGUGAAGAUACAAUUUAUGUUCUGAGUAUAAUCCUGCAAAAGUUAAAAGCAAUUGUGAGCAUUCCAGGUGUUAUGGGGAUGAGUUUUGACAGAGAAAACAACCUUAUAUAUUCCAAUUCUCAGGAAUUAGUACGUUUGACAAGCGUUGUUGCAUAA